UUGGUCAAUAACUCCUCUACUUCCCUAUUCAAGAGGCUAGACUGAAAAACAAAAUGUGAGAGCAAGAAUGUCUAAACUAGUAUGGAUAUUGACUACCGUAUUUAUAUUCUACUAGUAAUACAGCGCGCAGCGACAGUGAUCCACUCUCUGAGGUAUUUCUACACGGCAUCUUCUGGGAUCCCAGACUUCCCUUCAUAUGUGUCUGUUGGGUUGGUGGAUGGUGUUCAGAUCAGUUACUGUGACAGCAACACCAACAGAAACAUUCCUAAACAGGAAUGGAUGAAUGGGUUGUAUUCAGAAAAUCCACGUUACUGGGAUGAGGAGACUGAGACAUGUCUGGAAAAACAGCAAAGCUUCAAAGCAAACAUAGAAAUUGCAAAUCAGAGAUUCAACCAGACUGGAGGAGUUCACGUCUAUCAACAGAUGUACGGCUGUGAGUGGAAUAAUGAGACUGGAGAGGUUAAAGGUUAUGAUCAGUUUGGUUAUGAUGGAGAAGAUUUGAUUGUUCUGGACCUGAGGACACUGACAUGGAUCGCUCCCAAACAACAAGCUUUCAUCAGCAAACGCAAGUGGGAUAAUAAUAGAUAUGUUGCACAGUAUGAGCAGUUCUACUUAACUCAGACGUGUCCUGAGUGGCUGAAGAAGUAUUUAGGCUAUGGGAGGAGAACUCUGAUGAGAACAGAUCUUCCCUCAGUGUCCUUCCUCCAGAAGUCUUCCUCCUCUCCAAUCAGCUGCUUUGCUACAGGUUUCUACCCCAACAGAGCAGAAAUGUUCUGGAGGAAAGAUGGAGCAGAGAUCCAUGAUGGUGUGGAGAAAGGAGAGAUCCUCCCUAACAAUGAUGGAACCUUCCAGAUGACUGUAGACAUAGAUCUGUCCUCUGUUCCACCUGAAGACUGGACCAACUAUGAAUGUGUGUUUCUGCUCUCUGGAGUCAGGAGAGCCAUCAUCAAUAGAGUGGAGAAACCAAGAAUUGUGACCAAUAGACUGAAUACCAAAACUGUCAUCAUCCCCAUCACUGUUGCUUUCCUGGCUUCCCUUGGUCUCAUUGUGAUUGGAUUCCGUUUUUAUAAGAAGAGGAAGAAUGAUGCAAGAGAUGUCCCGGGUUUAAACUCAUCUUUAUCUAGCAACAAUGGCAACAAAUCAGACGAUGGCAACGAAUCAGACGAUGGCUACAAAUCAGACGAUGGCAAAGAUUCAGGCGAUGGCAAAGAUUCAGGCGAUGGCAACGAAUCAGACGAUGGCAACGAAUCAGACGAUGGCAAAGAUUCAGGCGAUGGCAAAGAUUCAGGCGAUGGCAACGAAUCAGACGAUGGCAACGAAUCAGACGAUGGCAAAGAUUCAGGCGAUGGCAACGAAUCAGACGAUGGCAAAGAUUCAGGCGAUGGCAACGAAUCAGACGAUGGCAACGAAUCAGAUGAUGACAACGAGUCAGGUGAUGGCAACAAGUCAGAAGAUAGCCAAGGCAGCGCCUCAUUGAUAAACCCAUUGAUGAACACCUAAAGAAACCACCACCGCUUUAAGUCUCUGCAUCUAAAUAAAACAUCAGUUGUACGUUAUGAAUUAGAUAUUCUUUUCAAUGUAUUUCUGCUGCAAAGGCUGCUGAAUACGCUCUGUUUAUAUAAUUUUUUUCAAUGCAUACUUCAAGUUUGUUAUGAAUGAAAAAUAUUUUUCCAAAAUAUCAGGAAGAACUUGUUCCUGUUUUCCUCCUGCGGGGGGAAAACAGUUUUGUGAUAGACCGUGAGAUGUCUAGGAUGCACCUACCUGAUGUUUGAUUGAGGUUUAUAAUAAGAUUAUAAAACAUACAAAGUCUGAAACGUGUUAUUGUCAAAUGGUUCUCUUUUUUAUUCUUAUAUUAUACUUGUGGUAAAUUUCCAACACAGAACUAUUUUUCAAAACUUUUUCUGAUAGUGAAGUCAAUAUCUAAUUAUUUUUCUAA
Molecule: messenger RNA, 1936 nt
Organism: Cyprinodon tularosa
Lineage: Eukaryota; Metazoa; Chordata; Actinopteri; Cyprinodontiformes; Cyprinodontidae
Product: major histocompatibility complex class I-related gene protein-like
Exons: 7
Coding region: 82-1500 (472 amino acids)
Biological process (GO): immune response
Cellular component (GO): external side of plasma membrane
Source: RefSeq, a predicted model, not a curated record